Molecule: messenger RNA, 661 nt
Organism: Cynoglossus semilaevis (tongue sole)
Lineage: Eukaryota; Metazoa; Chordata; Actinopteri; Pleuronectiformes; Cynoglossidae
Product: putative EP400-like protein
Exons: 3
Biological process (GO): DNA repair
Cellular component (GO): NuA4 histone acetyltransferase complex; Swr1 complex
Molecular function (GO): chromatin binding
Source: RefSeq, a predicted model, not a curated record
GCAUACCCACCUCCCUGCCGCCGUCCGGCUCGUCCCUGAGCGGCCCGUCGUCGGGGAUGCCCAGCAACCCGCUGUCGGGCGCGGGCGUCGCUCUGUCCACCGUGAAGAAGCAAGCGGCGAAGAAGCUGGAGGAGAUCGCGCCCUCCAGCCCGGAGGUGGCUCAGCUGAGGAGACAGUGCGUGGAGCACCACGGCAAGAGGAUGGAGAGCCUGAAGGAGGUGUUCAAGGAGUACCUGAUCGAGCUCUUCUUCCUGCAGCACCUGCAGGGCAACAUGAUGGACUACGUGGCCUUCAAGAAGAAACCCUGCGUGCCGCUCUACACCUACCUCCGGCAGAACGACCUGGACCUGGAGGAGGAGGAGGAGGAGGAAGAGCAGUCGGAGGUCAUCAACGACGAGGUAAAGGUUGUCACGGGGAAAGAUGGCCAAGCGGUAACACCAGUUGCCAUAGCGACACAGCUCCCCCCUAACGUCUCCGCAGCAUUUUCUACCCCGCAGCAGUUUCAGGGACACCAAGGGGGCGCUGUCGGCACCAUGGGCAACUCGGCCGACAUGGACGCCUUCAAGAGGCAACAGGCGAUGGCGCAAGCAGGUAGGCCAGAUGAUUCUAGAACUCCUGCUAGGCUCCUCCUCUGUUGCUUUGUUUCCUCCCCCUUCCUCCC